UAAGUAUUGUAUACUCGUACAUAAGUAUGCAACUAAUCGUAACUUUUAGUUGGAUACAUUUUCGGUUAUUGUAGUGACAUUAUCCGAAUAAAACUGGUUUAUAAUUAACUGGUAAAGUGCUUUUAUCAUGUAGGUUAGUACUAUAGACGCCGCCUUAAAAUAGAAAGAAGUAGAUAUAUCAUAUUGAGAUCAAAAGAGCAAGGCCGUGAAAGUCAGGCGGGAGUCACACUGCAAACCCUAGGGGUAUUCCGAAUUACUAAUCAAGUUUGGGUGUAUCAUAGGUGCACAUUAUUGCACAAUAUCUUGGACAUGUAGAUUGUUUCUCGUUAUUAAGACAUGGCUUUAAAGUAUAUUAUAUUGGCCGCCUUUGUGGCUGUGGCUAACGCUGGCGCAAUUGGAUAUGGUCUAUCUGCAUAUGCUGGUGCUCCUGCAGUAACAUACGCAGCAUCUCCAGUUCACCACGCUCACGUCCCAGCUCACUACGCUCACGCUCCAGUGCACUAUGCUCACGAUCCCGCCGUCGCUUAUUCUCAUGCUCCCGCUGUCGGUAUUGCUAAAGUAGCCGCUCCCGUUGCAUACGCAGCUCCAAUUGCAAAAGCUGUCGUUGCCGAAGAGUACGAUGCCAAUCCUCAAUACUCGUACGCUUACGAUAUUCAAGAUGCUGUAACUGGUGAUAGCAAAAACCAACACGAAACACGCAACGGAGAUGUUGUCAGCGGAAGCUACUCAGUUGUCGAUCCCGAUGGUGUCAAAAGAACUGUUGAAUACACAGCUGAUCCCCACAAUGGAUUCAAUGCUGUCGUCCAUAGAGAACCACUUGGUGUUGCCGUUAAAGGUGUAGCACCUGUAGCUAAAUAUGCAGCAGCUCCAGUGGCUUAUGCUGCACCCGUAGCUAAAUAUUAUCAUUAAAUUUA
Photinus pyralis (common eastern firefly) is the source of this 914-nucleotide messenger RNA. Its product is annotated as larval cuticle protein A2B-like. The record is from RefSeq and is a predicted model, not a curated record. The transcript has 4 exons. Gene Ontology annotation, cellular component: extracellular matrix. The coding region runs from base 337 to 909 and encodes 190 amino acids. Lineage: Eukaryota; Metazoa; Arthropoda; Insecta; Coleoptera; Lampyridae.